Molecule: messenger RNA, 3498 nt
Organism: Alosa alosa (allis shad)
Lineage: Eukaryota; Metazoa; Chordata; Actinopteri; Clupeiformes; Clupeidae
Gene: frmd3
Product: FERM domain containing 3
Exons: 14
Coding region: 150-2006 (618 amino acids)
Cellular component (GO): cytoskeleton
Molecular function (GO): cytoskeletal protein binding
Source: RefSeq, a predicted model, not a curated record
GGGGGUCGUUAUCCAAUUCCUGUGACACCACAGCCCUCACACUGGCGACAAAUGCUGGCUCUUCGCGCUCUACCAUUUUCACCACUAGCCAGACGCAUCGUUUCACGUGUUAUUCACACUAAAGGAUUUGAUAUGCGUAGUCGGAGACCAUGAAAAUGCUUCGAUUUCGUAGUCCAAGCAUCCCUUCCCUCAACCAGGAGAUCCAAUGCACGGUGCGUCUUCUGGACGACUCCGAGGUCUCCUGUAAUAUCCAGAGGGAAACUAAAGGGCAGUUCCUACUGGACCAUGUCUGCAACCACUACAAUCUCAUGGAGAGGGACUACUUCGGCAUCAGAUAUGUGGAUCCAGAGAAACAGAGACACUGGCUGGAUCCCAGUAAACCGGUAGUGAGGCAAAUGAAAUCUCAGCAGCCAUAUACCAUGUGCUUCAGAGUAAAGUUCUACCCCCAGGAGCCAAUCAAGAUCAAGGAGGAGCUGACGAGGUACCUCCUGUACCUGCAGACCAAGAGGGAUAUUUACCAUGGUCGUUUGCUGUGUCCGUUUGCUGAUGCGGCAUACCUUGGAGCAUGUAUUGUGCAGGCUGAGUUGGGUGACCAUGACGCAGAUGAGCACCCAGAGGACUACAUCAGUGACUUCAAGCUCUUCCCCAAACAGACCCUGAAGCUGGAGAGGAAAAUCAUGGAGCUCCACAGGAAUGAGUUGAGAGGACUUAGUGCUGCCAUGGCUGAGCUCAACCUCCUCCAGAGGGCACACACACUUGACACAUACGGAGUGGAUCCACACCCCUGCAAGGAUUUCACAGGAGCCACUGCCUUCCUUGGAUUCACUGCCCGAGGCUUUGUGGUCUUUCAGGGGAACAAGCGCAUUCACCUGCUCAAAUGGGCUGAUGUCAACAAACUCAAGUUUGAGGGGAAGACGUUUUAUGUGAUUGGUCUGCAAAAAGAGAAGAAACUGGUGUUGACCUUCCACACCUCCACGCCAGCAGCAUGCAAACAUUUGUGGAAAUGUGGAGUUGAAAAUCAGGCCUUUUACAAAUGUGCCAAGUCGAGCCAGAUAAAGACCGUCUCCAGUAGCAACAUCUUCUUCAAAGGGUGCCGGUUCCGAUACAGUGGGCGGGUAGCUAAAGAGGUGAUUGAGGCCAGCUCUAAGAUCCAGAGGGAACCUCCGGAAGUUCACAGGGCUGGAUUUUGUCAGAGUAAAAGUUUCAGCUCACUCAGUCACAAGCAACUGAUUAUGAACAUGGAGCCUCUACUGCCUGCAGACAACAGACACACUGUUGCAGACAAUGGUCUUCUGGCCCUGAAGGAUUCUGUUCAUCUCUCUCCUCUGAAGCCAUCCAUCAACGCAGCGGAGGCGGUGCCUGAUGAGCGAACAGGCUCCGCCCACACAGAGGCGGGGCCUGCAGAAGCCAGCGUCCCGGCCGAGGGCUCAGGGUCACGGGAGCGACCCGAGGAGAAAGAGGGAGGAGUGAACCGCGAGGCGGAGGAGCCCGAGGCGGAAGAAGAGGAGGCCGACUCAGGCGCCCUGACCAUCUCCGACAUGGUGUACAGCCCGUGCGCCAGCAUGCUGCCCACGCCGGUGGACGACGGUGGCGGCGGUGGCAGUGGCGAGGGGGGAGUGGCCGCCCUCUUCCAGAGCCCAGCCCGCAUGCUGCGCGAGCUCCACGCCGACCCCGAGGUGCAGUGCGAGCUGCGGGCGGAGCGGGAGCGCGAGGUGGCCAUGGAGGCCGCACGGCUGGCCAUGCGCCGGCCCCAGCGCUCCCGCUGGCAGCAGCUCAGGGCGUGCGCGUGCGUGGCUGCCCGGCUGGCGGCGGCCGCCGGUGGCCUGCUGCUGCUGCUGCUGCCCACCAUGCUGCUGCUGCUGGAGUCCGAACUGGACGUGGCCUUCCUGCACGACAUCCGCCAGACGCCCGAGUUCCAGCAGUUCCACUACGACUACUACUGCCCCAUGCGCCGCUGGCUGCUGUGCGAGCUGGACAUGCUGCUGGAGGCCAUUGUGGGAGACUGAGCACCAGUGGGCGCCACAGACUCUCGUCAACAUCACUGGACUACUGUGGGAGAUGUGGGAGAGGCACAGGGAAGAAGGAUUGUUUUCACACUCUCAGGCGCUGAUGGGGACAGAGUUGGGUGAUGUGGUGGUUGGGAGAGGAAUGCUUCAGCAGCAGAUUGGAGUGAGAGAAGUGACAGAGCGGGAGAGAGAGAAAGAAAGAAAGUGUGAAUAAGAAAGAGAGAGUCAGCUGACAUCAACCCUUUCUCCCUGACAGUUUCAGGCUUUUAGAUAUGUAUACUUACAAACGAAAAAAUACAAGAAUAAUGUUAAUAUCACAAAAGAUAUUCAAAUCAGUUUUUAAAUGUUUUGUACAUUUUUAUGUAAAGAGCUGCUGUUGACAGGAUUUUUUUCAGCAAGAAGCAUCUACAAAUUUAUUUAUUGACACAGGGGGAGGAAAGUGAGCUAUUUUUACUGUCUGCCGUCAUGUUAACUUGACCAGCAGUUCUCUGAGUUUUCUUAUGGAAAUACAAUAGCACAAUAUUUUGAAAUGGAGACUUUUUGCAGAUUACCUGAUGUCAUUCUGAGCGGACACAACAGGUGGUCCAAAUUUUAAGGUGUUUGUUCUUCAACCGAGAUCAAAUAUCAGGUCAGACCAGGCUGUUUGCUGGUCCACUCAUGCUGAUGACCAAUUAUGCAGUUCAGUGUUCUCCAUCAUGUGGCAGUGUGAGUGGUUUUGGAGGGGAAGUGCAUUGUAUUGGUAGGAGCUACUAAAAACUGAUUUGGAAUAAAUGCAGGCAAUGAUAUAUAGAACAUAUAAUCAUAUGUCAAAAGAUCCUUUUGUCCAGCAACCAUUCUUGUUAGAUCUGUGGGAAAUGAAAAUUAAGUUGGUCAGGUAUAAGUCAGGUCAGACUGCAUACUCAGGAAAGACGGUGGAGAACUGAUGGGAUGUAUCUCUGUGCAAAAUGAAAAAAAAAUCUUAACUGCUAAUACUGUAUCUACUCAUACACAUGGUUGUCAUCAUAGUGUGUUUGUGACUCCAUAUAUGUCUUCAAACUUGUAUGUGCAUCUGCUCAUUAAUCUAAGUGCUUGAAUGGUUUAGAGUCAAUUUCAUUUGUUUCCGUGACCUAGCUAAUGGGAUCAUGAUUACCUAAUAAUAAAAAAAACACUCAACAUAUAGCCAUGUUGUAAUUUUAAACUCAUAUUCUAGUCUCACUGAGGACAUAAAUAACACAGACAUAUAAGGUAGUGCACCCAGCAGUCUGAUCCAGGAACAUCAUUGGAAAAGCUCAGUCAUGAUGAGUUGAAUUUUGCAAUGCAACCAGUAAGUUGCCACCCUUUGUUCUCUGAUGCAAGCUUGUAUUGACACCAGUCUCACAAAUAUUCAGGUGUUAAAAGCAUAGAGCAUAUUGUACCAUCUCUGCAUCUGUUUCACUAGGCUAGCUGCCAUUUUCCCAACGGACACACGAGGAAAAGACCUGCAUGAGCUAUUCUGUAAAUACCGCAGUGAUGU